Messenger RNA from Solanum pennellii, 2329 nucleotides. Its product is annotated as sulfhydryl oxidase 2. The coding region runs from base 325 to 1875 and encodes 516 amino acids. The transcript has 11 exons. Lineage: Eukaryota; Viridiplantae; Streptophyta; Magnoliopsida; Solanales; Solanaceae. Gene Ontology annotation, biological process: protein folding. The record is from RefSeq and is a predicted model, not a curated record. Gene Ontology annotation, molecular function: flavin-dependent sulfhydryl oxidase activity; protein disulfide isomerase activity. Gene Ontology annotation, cellular component: Golgi membrane.
AAGUGUUGGGGAAAAGGACACAUAUUUAUUUCUCAUUUUCCUAAAUUAAUCGAGAUAUACGAGAGUCGAUCCGAACAUUACCAUUUUUUUUGAAAAAAAAAACCUAAUGCAUAUACCACAUAAGAGGGCCCUAAAAAUAAAAUUCAAAGGAAAAUUCCUAUGAGGGCAAAGGGACAGUAGUGAGUUAGGUAAAGCUGUUCCUCUGUCCUAAAAAAAAAUCGAUUCUUUAACCCAAAUUACCAAAUUCAGAUCGAUUUUCUCAGCUCAGAGACUUCGAAAAUCCAUUUCUACAGACACCCUUUUCCCUUUUACUGAAUCAUUGCCAUGUCUUGUUCAAUAUUUUUGCUCAUUUUUGCUCUAUUUGUGUCAAUCUUGGAACAAUCGGUUUCGGUUUCGAACGGAUCGCAGCGGGUGAUUCUUCGGGCGAUUAGUGGGCAAGAUGGUGAAAAGCCUGACUUUGCUGUUGAAUUGAACGCCACCAACUUUGAUUCAGUACUCAAAGAGACUCCUGCACCUUAUGCUAUUGUUGAAUUUUUUGCACACUGGUGCCCUGCUUGCAGAAAUUAUAAGCCACAAUAUGAGAAGGUUGCGAGACUCUUCAAUGGAGCAGAUGCCAGUCAUCCAGGGCUCAUAUUGAUGACGAGGGUAGACUGUGCAUUAAAGAUAAAUUCUAAUCUUUGUGAUAAGUUCUCUGUGAAGUAUUACCCAAUGCUUCUCUGGGGACCUCCUAAGAAGUUUGUUGGUUGGGAUCCAAAACAAGAAAAUAAUGAAAUUCUCACCAUUGAAAGAGGACGCACAGCUGACAUCCUUCUAGGUUGGAUCAACAAACAACUGGGAAGCUCAUAUGGCUUCGAUGAUGGGAAGUAUGAGAAUGAGCAUCUUCAGAGGAACUUCUCGGAUCCUGGCCAGAUUGCCAAAGCUAUAUAUGACAUUGAGGAGGCAACGUCUUCUGCCUUUGGCAUCAUUCUAGACCAAAGAAUGAUUAAAUCAGGGACUCGGGCUUCACUUAUAAAAUUCCUUCAACUUUUGGUGGCUCAUCAUCCUUCUAAGAGAUGUCGGAAGGGCAGUGCAGAUAUACUGGUUGACUUUGAUAAUCUUUGUCCUUCGGAGAUAUUGCUAGCGAAUAAUGAAGCUGACAGCUGCAGCAAGAAGGCUGCACUGGGAAAUUACCAAAUUUGUGGGAAAGAGGUUCCUCGUGGAUAUUGGAUGUAUUGUCGUGGCAGCAAGAAUGAUACCAGAGGUUUCAGUUGCGGUUUGUGGGUGUUGUUACACUCACUAUCUGUCAGAGUUGAGGAUGGAGAAAGUGACUUGGCAUUCAGAACUACCUGUGAUUUUAUAUACAACUUUUUCGUCUGUGAGGAAUGUAGGCAACACUUUCAUGGCAUGUGUUCAAGUGUAUCUAGUCCUUUCAAGAAAGCGCGUGAUUUUGCCCUCUGGUUGUGGAGUGCCCACAACCAAGUUAAUGAGCGACUAAUGAAAGAUGAAGAAUCACUAGGAACAGGUGAUCCUGAAUUUCCCAAAGUUACUUGGCCUCCAAAACAACUUUGUCCGUCAUGUUAUCUCAACCCAGGCAAAACGAGCGAUAAAAACAGUAAGAUUGAUUGGAACGAGAAUGAGGUCUUUAAGUUUCUGGUUAGUUACUAUGGGAAAGAGCUAGUGAAUCUCUACAAGGACAAAGAGUUGCAAGCAGGUGUUGGGACUGAAAAAACAGUUAAUGAGGAGCUGGUAGCUUCAACAAAUGCAGUUGUGGUUCCACUGGGAGCUGCAUUGGCAAUUGCAGUUGCGAGCUGUGCAUUUGGAGCGUUGGCUUGCUUUUGGCGUUCUCAGCAAAAGAAUCGGAAGUAUAAACAUCUACACUCUUUGAAGAAUAUAUGACUAUUACUUAUGACAUCAUUCAAGUUGGUAUAACAACAAAAACAACAUAAUUUUAAAGCAAAAUUUGAAAGAUUUUUCAAGAGGUGGAGUUUGAGAUCAUUGGAGGUUGACAUUCUUGCUGUCUUAUUGUUUUUUUCUCUUCCGCGAACAUUUCAGGCCAAGAAGAAGCUGGAACUGAGUGUGUUAAACGGGACAGAUCUUCACAUGGUGUAUGUAUAAUUCAGAUACAAGUCAAACGAGGCGCGAAGUAGGAAACAACUGAGAUGAUUCAUAUGUGGAACUCUACUGCUAAAGAUUUUUAAAUCAUACUUCCUUUUCAUUUCCUAAUUUUCCCAAAUGGAGUGUACAGAUUUACUUCCAAGUGUAACUGCACAAAGAUGUUAUUUUGAGAACCUGCAUUUUCACCCCCUGCUAUUCCUCUCUCCAUCUGAUCUUUGAUUCUUCCCUGUCUUGA